Rodentolepis nana is the source of this 348-nucleotide messenger RNA. The record is from the annotation of a GenBank genome assembly. Lineage: Eukaryota; Metazoa; Platyhelminthes; Cestoda; Cyclophyllidea; Hymenolepididae.
AUGAACGGACGUCAGAAAAAUGUGAAAACCAAAAUGGCUGUCAACGGACUCGAUAGGGACAAAGCAUGCCUUGGCCUUUCUGCCAAUUAUGGAGGUUUUGAAAUUAAUAUUGGGCCCACAGACACAAUUUUUGGAAAGAAAUUAGAAUUAUGUGCAAAUGAGUGCCGAUUGGCCAAUUGUCCCCAAUGUCGCACAAUUUUGAUACUCGAGGAAUUAGAAAAAAUUUUCGAUAGUAAAAAGCUUCCUUAUCUUGAAUAUCUAUACGUUAACAUGGAUCACAAUAGAUUUGUUCCAAUGUCUGCAAUUCUCAAAAUUCCAGAGAUGGUCGCUCUAAAAGCAAAUGANUAA